This is a messenger RNA of Trichoderma harzianum CBS 226.95, 1035 nucleotides long. RefSeq lists its product as hypothetical. The record is from RefSeq and is a predicted model, not a curated record. The transcript is spliced from 2 exons. The coding region runs from base 1 to 1035 and encodes 344 amino acids. NCBI's taxonomy places the organism in Eukaryota, Fungi, Ascomycota, Sordariomycetes, Hypocreales, Hypocreaceae. Gene Ontology annotation, biological process: secondary metabolic process.
AUGAAAGGUGUUUCCCUGGACACUGUCCGCACUUCCAAUGCUACCCUCAAGAACCUCGGCCCAGGACUUGUUGCUGUAUUUGUUGGGGGCACAAGCGGUAUCGGAGAGUCAAUCUUGAAGGCAUUCGUGGGCGCUACUGCAGCAUCAAAGGUCUACGUUGUAGGUCGAAGCCAAGAUGCUGCCAAUCGCAUUAUAAAAGAGUGCCGACAAGUCAACGAAACGAGCGAGGUGGAAUUUCUGCAAGCCGACGUCUCUGAGAUAGCAAACGUCGACCGCGUCUGUUCCGAUAUUAUCCAAAGAGAAAAGCGGUUGAAUCUACUAGUGUUAACGACGGGAAUAUUGACUGUUGACGGCAGAAACGAAUCACCUGAAGGUCUCGAUCGUAAAAUGGCCGUCCACUAUUACUCGCGCAUGCGUUUCAUCUCGAAUUUGCUUCCACUUCUCACAAGCUCUGCGUCAUCUUCCCAGCUGUCCCGCGUCAUGACCGUGUUGGGUGCCGGCAUUGGGAACCGGAUGGUAGAGAGUGAUCUUGAUCUGAAGUCCAACUUUUCUCUAUCUAAUUGCGGCGCACACUGCGGUGUAAUGACGGAUUUAAUGCUCGAGAGAUUCGACGCUACAUGGAAAGGAACAGCGUUUGUUCACACGGCUCCUGGUGUGGUAAAAACAAACCUCGGAUCAGGAUUGCCGACCUAUUUACGAGCUGCGUUCAAAGUUGCGGGGCCAUUGCUAGCUCCAUGGACAGUUGGACUACAGGAGACAGGAGAGAGGCAUUUGUUCAUGGCGACUUCGAACCGAUAUCCCCCAUCGGAGCUUCCGAACGACUCUAGCUGCGGCGCGCCGACUGAGAAGAAUGGUGUGGCCGAGGGGAGCGAUGGAGUUAGAGGGUCGGGGGCUUAUUUACUGAAUUGGGAUGGACAGAUACAGAAGCAGAAUAGGGACCUACUGGAAGAAUAUCGGCGAACAGGCAUGGCAGAGAGGAUAUGGAAGCACACAAUGGCUGUAUUUGACAGUUGCAGUAAAGACAGAAAUAGCUAA